CUGCCCGGCUCCCUGGACUCCCCUGACGUCGGCCCCGGCGUCUGGGAUGGGGAAUGGCGCCGCGUCUUGGCUAAGAGGUGGGCCCAUUCGGAGGCCCAGGUGAUCCUCGAGGGCCGCGCCAUGGUCUUGGCCCACCUCCACAAAACGAGAGCCCUGAGCAACUUCGGGAAGCGCCACCUGUUCUCGGGAGACGCCAUGGCCAGCGUCCUUGUCGUGUCCAAGGGGCGAUCACCCUCGAAGCUGAUGAGGGUUUGUCGGCAGAUAUCCCCCCUGAACCUGGCCUUCGGCAUGACCUCUCGGCGGCGCUGGAUCCCGUCUGAACGUAAUCCUGCUGGCCGCGGCUCAAGAUGCAAGAAGGGGGAUUGGGCCGACGCUUCGUUUCGGCACAGAGAGGUCGACCCGCCGCAGAUCUUUCUGCCAGCGCCUCGCCAUGCUCCGGUAGGCGGGGACGCCCACGGCCAGCGAGACCGCCGCGCCCGCGCGUUCGCCGCGCGGCUCGGGCGGGCCUUCGGCGGCGACGUCAGCCCCGCCAACGAGCUCGUCCUCUGCCCGGCCUGGGCCGGCCCCCUCGACCCGGCGGAGCCUCCGCCGGCGACCAGAGCAGUUCGGCGCCAGAGGGGCCACGGCGAGGCGCCCGCGACCGACGAGCACAGCCCGACCAUGCUCGAGAGGGGCGCAGAGAGGAAGCCCCAGGAGGCCCUGUACAAGCGCAUCGUGAGCAUAUCCUACCAGAGGCGCGUGACGACGGGGAUGGCGCCCAACGACAACUGGCAGCUCGUUUCGGCGGUGACGUCCUACCUGCGCUUCGCGCUCUACAUCCGGUCGUCCGAGCUCCUCCGCCUGCGGGUGAAGAAUGCCGCCCCGUCGCCGCGCGGCGGCCCGCGGGCUCGCGCCCCGUGGACCUUGCUGCUGAACGCGUCGGAGGACAGCGCCCCACCCAAAACAGGCAAAUUCGACGUGUCGCUGGGCCGCGACGACCCAGAGUUCCCGUGGGUGGGCGGCCUCCUGACCGACCUCCGGGCCGGCCGCGGCGGCGCGGAGCCGCUGCUCGACCUAAAGUCCGCGACCUGGCCGCCCCGGUUCGAGGAGAGCAGCCUGCUGCCCGCGCCGCGGCGGCGGGCGACGGAGGCCGCGCAGCUGCGCGCCCACGCAGCCGUCGCCAGCAUCGAAUCCAGAUCGUGCCUGAAACGCAUCGAGAUAGUGGAGGUCGACAUCCGGCGCGGCAAGAAAACAUUCAAACUUGUGAAGGACCAGAAGAGCGGCCUCGUCAAGCACAAAGCCUGCGCGAGGGACGCAAAGGUGAUGUUAUCGCAGUACUUCGAGAGCAGCAUCGACGAUAGCAUCGUCGAAAUUGUAGAGGAGCUGCUCGCGAAGCCAGAGAAGGUGCUGCACGUCUUAAAGGUCGCCAAGGCCGACAUCCCCACCAGCCCGACUCCUCCUGCGAAGGAGGACGAUGCCGACAAGCCUUUGCACCACACCUUAAUCUACCUUCACAGCGUGCCGAAAAAGUUCUUGAGGACCCCUUUCUACUUCGAGACGGGGACCGGCUCUGACGACAAGAUCCCAGUCGGUUGCCAUAACAAGGAGGUGUUCACGGAGACCUUCACGAAGCGGAAGGGCGACCUGAAGGAUCGCCUGAAGGAGGUCGAGUGGUUGGACAAUGGUGGCAUCGAUUGGCAGUCGAGCGGGAUGUACGGGAAGCACCAGGUCGACGGUGGCAGGAUCCAGAAAGUCCACCACAGAGGCACCCAGGCCGUGGCCGUGGUCCCAGAGGAGUACCCGGCCAAGGAGCAGACGUGGUUCUUCAAGGACAAUCAUUCCAUAUUUGCGAAGCUGGCCUCGGCCAGGACGGAAGGCAAGAUCUUGGAUUUCACGUGGGAGGCGCCCAUCACCUUCGAUGACUCACCUGACCGCCACAUGUACUUGAAGAAGAUCGCCGUGGCGAUCAUGAAAGAGAAGGGCCUUGAGGUCCCUGAGGAGGAGCAGAAGGCCGUGGACAAACACGAGGAGGUCCUGGGCGACACCUCUCUGAAACUGAAGCCCUUGCCGAAGGCCCCGAGCAAGGCCCGCGUUCGCAAGGUCUCCGUUCGUCGUUGA
Messenger RNA from Prorocentrum cordatum, 2097 nucleotides. Lineage: Eukaryota; Dinophyceae; Prorocentrales; Prorocentraceae. The record is from the annotation of a GenBank genome assembly.